Molecule: messenger RNA, 1668 nt
Organism: Drechmeria coniospora
Lineage: Eukaryota; Fungi; Ascomycota; Sordariomycetes; Hypocreales; Ophiocordycipitaceae
Product: serine/threonine-protein kinase RIO1
Exons: 2
Coding region: 1-1668 (555 amino acids)
Biological process (GO): maturation of SSU-rRNA
Cellular component (GO): preribosome, small subunit precursor; cytosol
Molecular function (GO): protein serine/threonine kinase activity; ATP binding
Source: RefSeq, a predicted model, not a curated record
AUGGCUGCCGAUCCCAACGCCGCAGCCUCACCGGCGGCUCCUCACGAACCUCCUUUUACAUACACGCCCAACCGAGGCUACGAACCUUUGCAGGACGUGCCUCCGGAAGUACGCAUGCCCCGCGGCACCCCGCAUCCGGACGGGCUCGAUGACGACGAUGACGACUUGGACGACAUUUUUGAGGAAGACGACGACGUAGACGACGACGACUGGGCUGCCGAUGGCGAUCUCACCAAGACCUACAACCGCCAACGCCAGCUCAACGAGUCCGAUGGCGGCGCCGCGCUGCCUCGGGCGAACCAGCAGAAACCAAAGGCCAACACGUUCGCCAGCGUCGACGACCAGGUCUCGGCCCUCUCCAAGCACGCGGCCAAGAUUCGGCUCGACAGCGUGAAGCAGGAUGGCGACAAGGACAAGGAAAAGGACAAGGCCGACCGCGCCACCAGCGAGCAGGUCCUUGACCAGCGCACGCGCAUGAUCCUGCUGCAGAUGAUCAACCGCGGCGCCGUCAGCGAGGUCCACGGCGCCAUCAGCACCGGCAAGGAGGCCAACGUCUACGGCGCCGUCCUGCACGACGAUUCCUCGGGCGAGACGACGCAUCGCGCCAUCAAGGUCUACAAGACGGCCAUCCUCGUCUUCAAGGACCGCGAGCGGUACAUCACCGGCGAGCACCGCUUCAAGGGCGGCUUCGACAAGGGCAACAGCCGCAAGAUGGUCAAGCUGUGGGCCGAGAAGGAGUACCGAAACCUGCGGAGAAUCUACAACGCCGGCAUCCCUUGUCCCGAGCCCAUCCAGCUCAAGCUGCACGUCCUCGUCAUGGGCUUCCUGGGCGACAGGAAAGGCUGGGCGUUCCCACGCCUGCGAGACGCCGUUCUCGCCGGCGACGACGUGGACCGGCAGUGGAGGUCUCUCUACGUGCAGCUGCUCGGCAUCAUGCGGAAAAUGUACCAGGUCUGCCGCCUCGUCCACGCCGAUCUCAGCGAGUACAACAUCCUCUACAACAAGGACAAGCUCUACAUCAUCGACGUCUCCCAGAGCGUCGAGCCAGACCACCCCCGCUCCCUCGAGUUCCUGCGCAUGGACAUCAAGAACGUCGGCGACUUCUUCCGCCGCAAGGGCGUCGACACCCUCUCCGACCGCGCCAUCUUCAACUUCAUCACGGCGCCGACGGGGCCCGUCGAGGAGCCGGACAUGGCCGCCGCCAUCGAGAAGCUCUACGAGCUGAUGCACAUGGCCGAGAACGACGACGACGCGGCCGAGCGCGAGGUCGACAACGAAGUCUUUCGAAACCAGUACAUCCCCCAGACGCUCGAGCAGGUCUACGACAUUGAAAAGGACGCCCAACGGGUCGGCAAGGGCGAGGGCAACGAUUUGAUCUACAGCAACCUGCUCGCCGACCAAGUCGUCAAUCCCAAACGCGAGGAUGCCGAGCCGUCGGAAUCUUCCGACGAGUCCGACAACGGCGCCGAGCUGUCGUCUGAUGACCAGUCUGGAGACGAGAGCCGAUUUGACAAGGGCAGGCCUCGGGGCCGCCGCUUCGAGAACAAGGACGAGAAACGGUUACACAAGCAGGCCGUCAAGGAAGCCAAGCGUGAGAAGCGCAAGGAUAAGAUUCCCAAGGCCGUGAAGAAGAAGCUCGUGUCGACGACGUCGCGGAAGAAGAAAUGA